Salvia miltiorrhiza (redroot sage) is the source of this 2133-nucleotide messenger RNA. RefSeq names its product ankyrin repeat-containing protein NPR4-like. The record is from RefSeq and is a predicted model, not a curated record. Gene Ontology annotation, molecular function: protein phosphatase regulator activity; protein phosphatase 1 binding. Bases 148 to 1881 code for a protein of 577 amino acids. Lineage: Eukaryota; Viridiplantae; Streptophyta; Magnoliopsida; Lamiales; Lamiaceae. Gene Ontology annotation, cellular component: plasma membrane. The transcript is spliced from 3 exons.
GCAAAAAAAAAUAAAAAAAUAAAAAAAAUAAGUAGAACCUUAUCAUGCGAGGUCCUUAUAUAUUGCCAGAGUAGUUGGGUCUGUGUGUGUGAAAAUAAAAAUAACAAAAGGAGAAAACAGAGAAAAAAAGAUAGAAAGGCAUUAAUAAUGAGUGGUGAAGGAAGAAUGGCUGCAGAACUCUACGAUGCUGUGUCAAAGGGGGAUGUAAGAAAAUUUCGAGAAGUGGUUCAACAAGAUCCAUAUCUUGUUGAAACUGCCUCAUUUGCAUGUUCAAGAAAUGUUCUACACAUAGCAAUACUGUGGAAGCGAGUAGCCAUUGUUGAAGAGGUGUUGAAAAUCAACCCGCAGCUAGCUCGAGAUUUGGACUCCCAACAAUCAUCGGCUCUUCACAUUGCAGUUGCGAAAGGGAGCCUUGAGAUAGUGAAGAAGUUGUUAUCAGUAGCCCCAGAGGCGUGCUGGUGGCGAGACUGUCAUGAUAUGAACCCGAUUCAUAUUGCAGCCAUGAAUGGGCAUGAUGAGGUGUUGAAGAUGCUGCUUAACGAGAGUCAUAUACCUGCUAUGGAGAGACUGCAUCGCGGCCAGACUGUGUUGCACCUGUGCGUGAAACACGGUAAGCUUACGACAUUGAAGGUUUUGGUGGAGAAAUUGGGAGAGCUUGUGUAUGCAAAGGAUGAUAAUGGGGAGACAUUCUUGGAUUUGGCUGUGAGGUGCAAUCAAGAUGAGAUGGUACAGCAUGUGGUGGCCAUGGAAAACAAUAAUGUAAAGGUUCUUGUGGAUCUUGUUGAUGAAGUUUCAUAUGCACGUUCAAGAAACCUUCUACAGAUAGCAAUACUGCGGGGGCAUGUAGAUAUGGUUGAAGGGUUGUUGAACACCAACCCGCAGCUAGCUCGGGAUUUGGACUCCCAACAAUCAUCGCCUCUUCACAUUGCAGUUGCGAAAGGGAGCCUCGAGAUAGUGAAGAAGUUGUUAUCAGUAGCCCCAGAGGCGUGCUGGUGGCGAGACUGUCAUGAUAUGAACCCGAUUCAUAUUGCAGCCAUGAAUGGCCAUGUCAACAUCUUGAAGGUGCUGCUUGAAGAGAGUCAUAUGCCUGCUAUGGAGAGACUGCAUCGCGGGCAGACUGUGUUGCACCUGUGUGUGAAACAUGGUCAGCUUGACGCAUUGAAGGUUUUGGUGGUGGAAUUGGGAGAGUUUGUGUUUGCAGUUGAUGAUGAUGGGGAGACCCUAUUGCAUUUGGCUGUCAGGUGCAAUCAACUUGAGAUUCUCCGAUACUUGUGGAAAAGCAACAAAAUCAUAAGGAUAAAGCGGAAUUCCAUGGGCAAAACAGCACUGCAAAUCUUGGAUGAGAGCCCUCCAGCUACAACUCCUAGCUAUUCGGAAAUGAGGAGAAUCUUAAGAAAUAUGCCAUCAGAAUUAAUGUUCAAGACCAAUAUGGACAACGUUAUGAUGGUGGUGGCGAUCCUGAUAGCAACGAUGGCGUUCCAGAACAGCGUCACCCCACCCGGUGGGGUGUGGCAGGACGACACGCCAUCACACAAGGCCGGCCAAGCUGUGAUAGCAUACACUCAUCCCGACAUAUACAGAAAUUUGUUAUUUUAUAACAAGAUGUCAUUCAACUUAUCCUUCCUCGUAAUCUUCCUCAUCACCUCCGGAUUGACAUCCGCGUUUCCCUUUAUUUCCUUUGCCGUCGGACCUGCAAUGGGUGGCUCGAUUAUGUUUAUCAUGUUGAGUUAUGGAUUUUCGACACAGGUGAUCAGUCCCAACACCUUCGAUACACCAUUAACUGGCUACUAUAUUUUUUGCGUUGGAAGCAUUAUAGCUGGGUUGGUAGUGCUACUAACCGUCAUCUCUUGGAUUUACCGAUAUUUAAGGACAAAUGUUUGAGUUCACCAUUUCUGUGUAUUUUAUUCAAACUCUUUUUAUAUAUGCGUGUGAUGAAUAAUCUAUAUAUAUAUAUAUAUAUAUAUAUAUAUAUAUAUAUAUAUAUAUAUAUAUAUAAAAAAAAAGCUCCUCAAUACACCCAUGUUAAGCCAUUUUCCCUUUAGACUCCAAUCUUUUAUCCAAUGUGUAAUAUGUAAAAACUAUUGAUUAAUGCCCCUUCAUUCAAUCAAUCAUCUUAUUAUUGGUGUUUUAAAA